UGGCGGUGAAUAAAAAAGUGUUUAUUUUUACUUUAUUCCUACCCUUUUCAUGUUCAGGCCUGGAGAUCCAUGGAAGCUUCCAGUUCGUCAUGGACUGGGAUGAAAGCAAGGACUCCCUGACACACACCAUGUGGUCAGACCUGGAGGACACUGUCCUUAAUGUCAGCGCAGCAGCGGCCAAGAUAUCGAGACGCUAUAAACGUGCAGUGGAUGAUGAACCGGAAGAAAAAGAAGCGGACGUCCAAGUAGACAGCUCCUCUGGUCUCGGCGAUUACGUCAGACACGGCGCCGACUGCCUGAGCCGGCAGCAGCAGCUGGCAGACGCCAACAUGGAGGGAACGGCACGGUGGGGCUCGGCGCUGCACGUGGUGGUGAUGGUGGAGGAGAUGGAGGAGGCGAGGAUGACGUGUCACUACUGCGAUUCAGAUGAGGAGGCAGGGAAGGAACAGACGGAGGAAGAGAAAGACGUUCAGAGGGCAGCUAAAAUCUGGUACCAGCUCAAGCGGAAGGAGAAGAAGGGACAUUAUAAGAUCAAGGAGGUGGACCUGGACAUGCAUGACGACCCAAGCAGAAACCGUGUCUACGUCACAGAGACCCACACCCUCAUCGUCAAGGACGCCACUGUCAAGGACGCCGGGACUUAUUUCUGUCGAGACAACACGGAUAAGGAUCAAUACUUCAACGAGAAGAUGACAGAAGAGGACCUGGCCACGUUUUUUAAGCCAUGGACUGCGUGUUCAGUGUGUGACAAGCCCGGUACGAGACGAAGGCUGGGCGAGUGUACUGUGUUCAAGUUAAACGUCAGCAGACAGGCCAGUCCAUUGUUUCUGGACGUCGUCCUGUCAUCCUUCAGACAGGGGAUCCCUUGCUUGUCCUCGGUGUUUGAAGGCCACGAGACUCUACGAGAUAUCGUCUCGCGACCAGACGAGAUCGAGGAGGAGGAGUGUGAGGUGUCGUGUGCCAACUACACCGUGGAGACGGGCGACCUCGUGUCCGGUCCCGUGGAGGGGAAGAUCAAAGAGAAGAACUUCAAGGAGCGGGAAGGCAUGGUGAUCGUGCUCAAGUGCCCACACGCGCCGGUGGAUGUGCCUGUGGCUUGGCUAAACGGUUCAAAAGUACUUGUGGGACCUUGGCUGAAAGACUCUACAAAUGGCCGCGUCAGUAUUGACGAGCACAACGUCCUAACAAUCCACUCUAUAUCCCUCUACGACGCGGGUCACUACGCGUGCAUCUACGGGCGCCGGGUCAGAGGUCGAAUGAGGCUAGAGGUCACGCCGAAACCGAAACUGAGCAAAACGUUCCGGUACGCCUACUACCUGCUGAUGACGUACCCGUUUGAUUUCGUCGUGUUUCUGGUACUGCUGGUGGUGCGUCACAACCAGCGGAAGAAGGUGCUGAACUACGACCUGUUGCCGGAUAUGGAGUACAACAGCGGAAGUGAAAGCGGAAGUGAGGGGAGCGAUGACGAAAAGAAAGAUGAUAAGUCCGAUGCCAGCGACGAUGAUAAAUAGUUGUGAAUGUGUAAUGCAACUGGGUUUACUAUGUAGUUAAGAGUUCCUUUGAAAUGUGCAGUGUUAUUAU
Physella acuta is the source of this 1581-nucleotide messenger RNA. RefSeq lists its product as uncharacterized. NCBI's taxonomy places the organism in Eukaryota, Metazoa, Mollusca, Gastropoda, Physidae. The record is from RefSeq and is a predicted model, not a curated record.